This is a messenger RNA of Pieris napi, 3387 nucleotides long. It is a transcript of the gene Vgn, whose product is annotated as vitellogenin-like. The transcript has 4 exons. NCBI's taxonomy places the organism in Eukaryota, Metazoa, Arthropoda, Insecta, Lepidoptera, Pieridae. The record is from RefSeq and is a predicted model, not a curated record. Gene Ontology annotation, molecular function: lipid carrier activity. Gene Ontology annotation, biological process: lipid transport. Bases 100 to 3387 code for a protein of 1095 amino acids.
ACGUGUGCAACUGUAUAUAUAAACCGAGGGCUAGUUGGAGAUAGGCACUUCCUAGCAUCAACUCAUCAGUCUGAACAGCUAAGACUAGGACUAAGCAUCAUGAAGCUUCUGGUCCUCGCGGCCUUUGUUGUGGCCGUGUCAUCGGGCCGUCUAGGGAGUGAAUCCAACUCUGCAGAUCAGCAGUGGCCAUGGCAGAGUGGUAAAGUGUAUAAGUAUGAUGUGGAAUCUCAUACUCUGGCUUCUCUUCCCGAUAGUGCUAGCACUGGAAGCUCUUACCGAGCGAGAUUCGUUAUACGUGCAAGAGAAUCUGGAAAGCUUGAUGCAAGACUGGAAAACGCAGUUCAUGCUUUAGUGCACAAAAAACUACGACAACAGAACCAAAUAUCUGAUGAAGAAGAAAACGACUACCAGCCGUUAUCGAAUCUGGAGAAACCUUUUGAAAUCAACGUCAACGGUGGACGGAUUGUCUCCCUCAAUUUGCCACUAGGGUUACCCCUCGCUUACGAAAAUCUGCUGAAAGGUCUCAUUGGAUCCCUUCAAAUCGAUUUGUCCACAUACCGUAACAUCAACUCACCUGGUGACAAUUACGACAAUGACGCUAAACAGGGCCUGUUCCGUAAAAUGGAAACUGAUGUCACUGGUGACUGCGAAACAUUAUAUUCAGUAUCACCAUCAGCAUCGGAAUGGCGACGUGAACUUCCCAAGUUUGCCAACGCUGAAGAUCCUAUUGCAGUUACAAAGAGCAAAAGCUAUGACAAUUGCCAUCACAGAGUUGACUACCAUUUCGGAGUUCCCGAGGGUGUUGAAUGGACUGGUACUACACACUCCACCAAAAAAGAACAACUAAUAAAGAGAUCAACGGUUUCUCGCUAUCUCGUGGGUAAGAAUGGGCCAAUUUACAAAGCAGAAACAACGAGUAUUGUUCAUGUUAGCCCACUUAUGUUCAGCAAGCAAAAAGCCGAAGUACACAGCAAGAUCACUAUUCAGUUAGCUAAUUUCGAAGACGACAAUGAACCAGAAUGGGAAAAACCUGAAGGCGGACGUGGAAUCGAAAACCUGUUAUACUCAUUAACCCCCAAACAAGUAUCAAUUGAUGGUUCGUCUACAUCAUCCGAAUCACCCGAUAAUGAGCAACUAGAAUCGCGUGUACGACGGUCAGCUAAAUCCAAAUCAAUAUCUAUAAACAAAGUUAUAAUUCAAAAGCACAGUGGGGAAAGCUCAGAUUCUAAAAGUUCAUCCAGUUCAGACGACUCACGUUCCACGUUUGUUAAUGAUGACGUUCCCAAAUUCAAUGAGCCUGCUUAUGCUGCUCUGUAUAUGAACUCUCAACCCCGUGGUGAUAAGAAACAGAAUCCGUCAAACGCACAGAAACUUGUUCAAGAAAUGGCACAACAAUUACAAAAUGCUAAUAAUAUGCCUAGGGCUGACUUCUUGUCUAAAUUCAAUAUACUGGUCCGAGUUAUUGCUUCCAUGAGCUAUGGUCAACUAGCGCAGGUGAGUCGCAACAUUGAAGCUGCGAAAGACCACGAAGAUGAAAUGAAAGCAGAUAUGUGGAGGAUAUACCGCGAUGCAGUGACACAAGCUGGUACACUGCCAGCCUUCCAACUCAUCAGAUCUUGGAUACAAGAAAAAAAAAUUCGAGGAGAGGAGGCUGCAGAAGUUGUUGCAGUUUUACCUAGAUCACUCCGUUACCCCACAAAAGAAGCUAUGAUCCAAUUCUUUGAGUUAGCUAUGAGCCCCGAAGUUAGAGAAGAAAAGAACCUUAAUACUUCCGCUUUAAUAGCUGCAACUAAAUUUAUUCAUAUGGGCCAAGUUGAUAACAGAACUGUGCACCGUUACUACCCAACACAUAUGUAUGGACGUCUUUCAAAUCAACAUGAUCGCUUUGUCUUAGACGACAUUCUUCCCCGACUUGAAGCACAACUACAGUUGGCAAUUGAGCAAAAUGAUAGUCACAAAGCUCAAGUCUAUAUAAAGGCCAUUGGAACUUUAGGACACCGAGAAAUAUUAAGAGUAUUUUCACCAUAUUUGGAGGGCAAGGUACCAGUUUCCACUUACCUUCGAACUCAAGUGAUUGACGCUUUAAAAACUUUAGCAAGACAAAAGGAUCGGUAUGUCAGAUCCGCUUUAUACAGUAUUCUCCGGAAUACAGCUGAACCGUACGAAGUCAGAGUAGCCGCUAUUAUGAACAUAUUUAUGACACUCCCAACUGAAGCAAUGUGGCAAGAAAUGGCUGAAAUGACAAAGAGAGAUCCUAGUCAGGAAGUACGUGCUGCUAUUAAGUCUGGAAUUCUAUCUGCAGCAAACCUAGAACACCCUCGCUACUUUGAGCUAGCAAGGUCAGCACAAGGUGUGCGCGAUAUGCUAACUGAAGAGAAUUUCGGUAAUCAACACUCAUUAAAAGCGAUAAGAUCCUACGGAAGAGAUGAUGAUGAUGUCGGCAUAUUCGGUGUAUGGUCAGCAAUCGGUGCAGAAGACAGUUUAAUUCCUAAAUCAAUAAGAUACUAUCUGCAAAACACAGUAUCAGGAUGGAAAGAAGAAACAGCAGUAAGUAUUAAAAAUCAUGGGUUACGAUCUCAGAACGGUAAACAUCUAGAAAUCGAGGUCGGCCCAGGAGCAGACAGCUCCAACUAUAAUGUCAAGGUCUUCACCAACACCAAAAAGAUAUCUGAGGGAGAGCUUACCACCUAUUUCGACGAAAGUGAGGAAUCUCCCAUCCUCGAAUACUACGUGCAGCCUGAUAAUGUUCUAGUUCUGAAGAUAAAGGAUAACCGUCUUAGGAUCAUGUAUGAUGGCCAGAGACUCGUGGUACUAUCAGCGCAAGGUCGGGGACAGAACAGAGGAAUCUGUGGACAGAUGAGUGGUAAAAGGCGAGACGAUUACAUGACUCCUUACGGCCUUGUAGACAACCCUGACCACUACGCGGCAUCCUUCGCCUUGAACGAUGAAAAUCCUGAACCAAGGACCCGGCAACUACAAGCGGAGGCAAAACAAAUGGCCUACCAACGCCAGAACAAGUAUACAGCAAUACUCCGCUCAGAUGAGAACUGGCAGAACUCGCAGUCAGAAAACAUGAAGUGGGAUGAUAGCGGUGUGUACAACGCCAGGAGCUAUUCUAAGAAGAAGGUACCAUGUAAAAUGCAGAAGCAGGUGCAAUACUACGAAAACUACGGAGAGAUUUGCAUAACGACCAAGCCUUUACCAGUUUGCCAGCCCUACUGCAAUGUUGAAGAUUACAAGGUUCAGGCGGCUCAGGUAGUCUGUCAUCCCAAAAUGGACCCACAGUUCAUUACUUACAGGAACCAAAUACGACAGGGUCUUAAUCCUAAAGUGUCUGGUGCACCUGAGUCUAGGCAAUACCGAGUUCCCGCUUCCUGCAAAGCAUAA